Molecule: messenger RNA, 1626 nt
Organism: Dibothriocephalus latus
Lineage: Eukaryota; Metazoa; Platyhelminthes; Cestoda; Diphyllobothriidea; Diphyllobothriidae
Source: the annotation of a GenBank genome assembly
UUUCUUUCUUUUCAGCGUCAUCUUAAUUCAUUGGGGAACUACCUUGCACGAGCAUGGUCGCCAGAGACCGGGUGCCAGAUCUGUGAUGAAGAUAUUCUUGAUAUCUUAAAUCUCCCGAAGUCAAUGUAUCCCAUCAUCCAAAUGAAUAUAUUCGUCUCCCGACCAACGCCAUUUUUGGAGCGUUUCUUCCAACGUAUUGCUGCCCUGACCUAUCCCAAGGACCGCAUCCAUCUCGUUACACACUGCUCGGUCAGAAAGCAAAAGAAAUAUGUCGACGCCUUCCUUGAGAAACAUGGAUCAGAGUACCGUUCUGUUGAGGAGAUCGACGGUGAUAGAUAUUAUCAGUUAAACAGUGGCUUCAGUAUUGCAACUCCUAACUCCACAAAAUUGUUUCAUCCAACCCUACAAAAGACGGCUGCACCGUCGACCAAGCAUGGAGGUUUUUUUUAUCGAGUGACCAUUAACUUAGGAUCAUACCAUGCUACUCAGCUGCUCUGCCUAACUUGCCGGACUUUCUUCCAUACGGCUGGGGUUUAUAGGUCUAGAUGCCUGGAGAAGGAGGAGUGCGGAUACUUCUUCCUGGUCGAAAGCACCGCACAAUUCACGGAGCCCGAAGCUCUUGAAAAACUGGUCACUGCCAACCGUGGCAUUGUUGCACCCAUGAUGACUCGACGCGGACUCUACUGGUCAACUUUCUGGGGCGCUAUUCACGCUAACGGAUCCUACGACCGCUCUGACGACUACUUCGACAUUGUCGAGGGCCGAAAAAAGGGAUUAUGGAAUGUGCCUUUAGUUGGAACGACAUUUCUGGCGUCCCGAUGGGCCUUGACGCAACUUAAAGGUUCAGAGAAUGACGAGGACUACCUCUACGGUUCGAUUGCCUCAGCGGCGGUUUCUAAGAAUGCCUUCAUGUACGUGGACAAUAGAAUCGACUAUGGUUACCUGACAAAUCCCACUACCGUCACCCUCGACCACCUGCACAAUGAUCUUUGGCAAAUUUUCGAUAACCCAUUGGACUGGGAGGAGGUCUACAUUCAUCCGGAGUAUCACCACUGGACCAGAAAGGAGGUGAAAAUGCAGGAUUUCGAACAACCCUGCUCAGACGUCUUCUGGGUGCCCCUCAUGUCGGAGGUCUUCUGCAAGCAGCUAAUUGAGGAGAUGGAGAACUACGGAAAGUGGUCCGAUGGCAGCAACUAUGAUCCCCGUCUGGAGGGCGGCUACGAGAAUGUGCCCACCCGUGACAUCCACAUGCGGCAAAUUGACUGGGAAGAUCAUUGGAUUCACGUUCUUCGAAAAUACGUCUAUCCCAUUCAGUUGAAGCUGUUUGAAGGCUACUCGGACAAGCCGUGGGCUCGUAUGAAUUUCGUGGUUCGCUACAAACAGGGCGAACAGCCUGCACUGCGCUAUCACCACGAUGCCUCCUCCUACACUUUGGAUAUGGCUCUGAACCGUGCCCAUGUCGACUAUCAGGGUGGAGGUGUGCGAUUCAGCCGCUAUAACUGCACACUCGUGGACACCCGCGUCGGCUGGCCACUCAUCUUCCCGGGACGUCUGACGCAUCUGCACGAGGGUCUCGAAACCACCUCGGGAACCCGUUACAUCUUUGUAACAUUUGUGAACCCCUAG